Messenger RNA from Zea mays, 1947 nucleotides. Its product is annotated as peptide transporter PTR2-B. Gene Ontology annotation, biological process: oligopeptide transport; transmembrane transport. The record is from RefSeq and is marked provisional. Gene Ontology annotation, molecular function: transmembrane transporter activity. Gene Ontology annotation, cellular component: membrane. NCBI's taxonomy places the organism in Eukaryota, Viridiplantae, Streptophyta, Magnoliopsida, Poales, Poaceae.
ACUUUCUAAAAUCCUGGGGCUCUGUCUGGUCCUAAUUCUCCCUUCCGAUCCGUCGAGCGAAUGCGUUUCUUCUUCAGCUCCGGCAGCGACGACGACUUGGAUUCUGCUGACUGCAUGCUGCAUGCCUCACGAUGAGGACCGGCGGCUGGAGAGCAGCCUCUUUUAUAAUAGUGGCGGAGAUCGGUGAGCGCUUCGCCUUCUACGCCGUCGCCUCUAAUCUGAUCAUCUUCCUGACGGGACCCCUGCAAGAGGGGAUCGCGGCCGCGGCUGCGGCCACCAACGUGUGGAACGGCACGGCGCUGAUGCUGCCGCUGCUCGGCGGCGCCAUUGCCGACCUGUGGCUGGGAAGAUAUCUCACCAUCAUCUCAGCGUCGCUCCUGUACACCCUGGGUUUAGGCCUGCUGGCCGUGUCAACCUUGGUUGGGCAUCACUGCAACGCCGCCGCCACCGGCGACAGGUGCCCGGCGCCGCCCACCAUCCAGGUCACCCUAUUCUACGUGUCGCUCUACAUGGUGGCCGUCGGCGAGGGCGGCCACAAGCCGUGCGCGCACGCGUUCGGCGCCGACCAGUUCGACCAGAGCGACCCCGGCGAGUCCGUCUCCCGGAGCUCCUUCUUCAACUGGUGGUACUUCGGCGUGUGCGCCGGCACCGCCGCCACGCUCCUGGUCGUCAGCUACGUGCAGGAGAGCCUUGGCUGGCACCCCGGCUUCGCCAUCCCGUGCGCCGUCAUGGCCUGCACCCUCGUCGUGUUCCUGCUCGGUACGAGGACGUACCGGUACACCGACACGAGCGGGACGCGGAACCUGUUCGCUCACGCCGCCGAGGCUUUCGCUGGCUGGCGCCGGCGCCAGCGGAGCAGGCUCAGGGCUGCACACCGCACGUCGCAUCAGGCUUCACACCAAGGCGUCGUCGGGGUGUCUGCAGAAGAGCCGCCGGAGGCCAGAAGGAGCAGAAUCGAUGAAGAGGCGCAGGUGGUGGCGGCAACGACGGCAGCCACGAACACAGCCGUCGUGGUCAGCGAAGCCAAGGACGUCCUCCGUCUGUUCCCGAUAUGGGCGAUGACGCUGGUAUACGCCGUGGUGUACUCGCAGUCCAUGACGUUCUUCACAAAGCAGGCCACGACCCUGGACCGACGCGUCGGCGAGGUAGUCAAGGUGCCGGCGGCGGCGCUGCUAGCCUUCAUCAGCAUCACCAUCAUGGUGCUCAUCCCGGUCUACGACGGCUUGAUCGUGCCGCUGUCGCGCCGGUUCACGGGCAGGCCGUCGGGGAUCACGAUGCUGCAGCGCAUCGGCGCCGGGAUGCUCCUGUCCACCGUGUCCACGGUGAUCGCGGCGCUCGUCGAGGAGCGGCGGCUCCGGGUCGCGCGUGAGGCCGGCCUGGCCGACGAGCCCAGGAUCCAGCUGCCGAUGAGCCUGUGGUGGAUGGUGCCGCAGUACGUGGUGUUCGGCGCCGCCGACGUGUUCGCCAUGGUGGGGCUGCAGGAGUUCUUCUACGACCAGGUGCCUGACAGGCUGCGCAGCGUCGGGCUGGCGCUCUACAUCAGCAUCUUUGGCAUCGGAAGCUUCGUCAGCAGCGCGCUCGUGUCAGGCAUCCACCGGGUGACGGCGGCGAGGGGCCAGAGCUGGUUCUCAGAUAAUAUGAACCGCGGCCACCUCGACUACUUCUACUGGCUGCUCGCAGGGCUCAGCGCCCUCCAGUUCUUCGCCUAUGUCUUCUUUGCGUGGAGAUACAAAUAUAUAAACAGAACGUUGGAGCCGAGAACAUGUGACACAUAGUUUUAGGAUUUUCUUCCCUAUUUUCGUCACGAUACCACCCUUUUUUUUUACGACCCCCCCCCCCCCCCCCCCCCCCCCCCCCCCCCUAUUUCAUUAAGCAAUAGAAACCAUACGUUCCUUACAAAGACGCCAUGACCGACAUCUACCAGCAAAAGAGCAAAACCUUAUACAC